AAGAAUUUGAAAAUACAUAAUAAAUAAAUAAAUAAUACUUAAAUAUUCACCAAAGAGCAGGUCCAUGCUCACCAUCAUCCCCAGGCAGAUCUCCUUCAAGCUGCCCACUGCCCACCAACUGCAACACAUUUCAAUAAAUAUUCCCUCCAAGGAUAUCUACAAUUUAGAUAUCCAUCGAGCCCACCAUCCAGUAAGUGAGGAUUAGACUGGCGUGUCUUAUCAUCUCCUCCCCCUCCACCAACUCAGCCGCCGUAAGCUGAACACCUCCACUACUAUCUCCAUCCCUGAUCGAUCUCUAGAUAUUCAAGUAAAUAAAGAAAUACGCUUGAGCCUUAUAUAUACAUAAAUAAGUGUCCGGGAUUAUAACGAACUCUACCAAUCCCUACCAGCUCAAACAACUCCAUCAUGCCGAAGAAACGCAGCUCAACGGAACCCGGAUCGGAGGUGGCUCCGAGACGCUCGACGCGAGUGUCCGCAAAACCACUCCCAGCCGGCAACCAGAACCCGAGAACAACCGGGAAAACAGUCAAGCCAAAUGGAAAAGAGAUCGUCAAGAAGGCUAAGACUCAGACCAAGCCAUCCAAAAAGGCUGCCGGCAAAGCUGAGGAUGACUCACUAUCAGAAUUGAGCGCUGAGAGCCAAGUCAAGGAGCUCGAAGAUGCUGAGCCCAAGCCACCACCCAAGAAGAAGACCAAAGUGGACAAAGCACCCGUCAAAGAAGAAAGUACAUCGAGCUCCAAGAAGAAACUGGCGAUUGGCGAGAAAUUACCGGAGACAAUCAUCCUCAAGAACCACGAUGACGCGGAUGUCAAUGUGCUCGAACUCACUGCAGAGAAAGGAUUAAUCAUAUUCAUUUACCCCAAGUCAAACACUCCAGGAUGCACGACUCAAGCCUGUGGCUACAGAGACCUCCACAAGGAGAUCGUUGAUGCUGGAUUCCAAGUAGUCGGAUUGAGCAUGGAUUCCCCGAAGGCGCAGACCACUUGGAAAGUCAAGCAAAAACUGCCUUACACUCUACUCUGUGAUCCCGAGCAACAACUGAUCAAGCUCUUAGGCUCAUCCAAAACCCAAACCUCCGUCCAACGAUCCCACUUCAUCUUCGAAGCUGGCGGGAAACUCAUCCAGGUCGAUCCGAAAGCCACCACCACUACCAGCCCCAAGCAAGCUCUAGAGUUCAUCCGAUCCCUGGCGAACCAAACCACUGCAGAAGAGACCUCUUAAGAUCUUCCACUUUUUUCUUUCGUCAUCGGGGUCACUGGGGUGUUCAUAUAUAUACGCACAAAUGAGAUGUAUCCGACAAAUGUUCAUAUAUAUUUUUUAUCGACAAGAACGAGAUGCACAGAUGUGCAACUUCUACAUACUGAGCUCGCCCCCACCCACCCCCGACAGAUUUCUGCCUUUUUUUUUCUCUCUUUCUCUUCUUCAUCGAUUGGUUUGCAAUUGAAUUUGGAUGGAUGUGGGUUCCCUUACCUGUUCUUGAAAUACAUUCGCUCAAUCUUCUCAAGA
Messenger RNA from Puccinia graminis f. sp. tritici CRL 75-36-700-3, 1506 nucleotides. RefSeq lists its product as uncharacterized. Gene Ontology annotation, molecular function: thioredoxin peroxidase activity. The record is from RefSeq and is a predicted model, not a curated record. Lineage: Eukaryota; Fungi; Basidiomycota; Pucciniomycetes; Pucciniales; Pucciniaceae. Bases 406 to 1221 code for a protein of 271 amino acids. Gene Ontology annotation, cellular component: cytoplasm. The transcript has 9 exons. Gene Ontology annotation, biological process: cell redox homeostasis; cellular response to oxidative stress.